This is a messenger RNA of Galeopterus variegatus (Sunda flying lemur), 1231 nucleotides long. It is a transcript of the gene DNASE1L2, whose product is annotated as deoxyribonuclease I-like 2. NCBI's taxonomy places the organism in Eukaryota, Metazoa, Chordata, Mammalia, Dermoptera, Cynocephalidae. Gene Ontology annotation, molecular function: DNA nuclease activity. The transcript is spliced from 8 exons. Gene Ontology annotation, biological process: DNA catabolic process. Gene Ontology annotation, cellular component: nucleus. The record is from RefSeq and is a predicted model, not a curated record. The coding region runs from base 83 to 919 and encodes 278 amino acids.
CGGACCCAGGAUCCCCACUCGGACUGGGACUGUGAGCCUCUGGUACCGCCCCAUCCACAUCCCAGCCCGCCCGCUCAGCGCCAUGGGCGGGCCCCGGGCCCUGCUGGCGGCGAUCUGGGCUCUGGGGGCCUCCGGGGCUGCGGCCCUACGCAUAGGAGCCUUCAACAUCCAGAGCUUCGGCGACAGCAAAGUGUCGGAACCAGCUUGCGGCAGCAUCAUCUCACAGAUCCUGGCCGGCUACGAUGUCGCGCUGGUGCAGGAGGUGCGCGACCCGGACCUGAGCGCCGUCUCCGCGCUCAUGGAGCAGAUCAACAGCGUGUCCAAGCACGAAUACAGCUUUGUGAGCAGCGAGCCCCUGGGUCGGGACCAGUACAAAGAAAUGUACUUGUUCAUCUACAGGAAGGACGUGGUGUCGGUCGUGGACACGUACCAGUACCCGGACCCCGAGGACGCCUUCAGUCGGGAACCUUUCGUGGUCAGGUUCUCCUCCCCUGGCUCCGCCGCCAAGGAGCUGGUGCUGAUCCCGCUGCACGCGGCGCCGCACCACGCCGUGGCGGAGAUCGACGCACUCUACGAUGUGUACCUGGACGUGAUCGACAAGUGGGGCACCGACGACAUGCUGUUCCUGGGCGACUUCAACGCCGACUGCAGCUACGUGCGGGAGCAGGACUGGGCCGCCAUCCGCCUGCGCAGCAGCGAGGUCUUCAAGUGGCUCAUCCCGGACAGUGCUGACACCACGGUGGGCAACUCGGACUGUGCCUACGACCGCAUCGUGGUGUGUGGCGCCCGUCUACGCAGGAGCCUGAAACCCCAGUCGGCCGCUGUGCACGACUUCCAGCAGGAGUUCGGCCUGGACCAGACCCAGGCUCUUGCCAUCAGCGACCACUUUCCCGUGGAGGUGACCCUCAAGUCCCACUGACAGCCCUGAGGCCUGGCCAGGACAUGAUACCUGCAGACUGGUCCUGAGGAAUGGCCCUACAGUGGCUCCUUCAGGGUGGCAGGCCAUCCCUCAGUGAGGCUGCAGGGCUAGGUCAGCUGGGCAUGGACAAGUAGCCAUGGACACAUUACUGGAUCACUUGGAACCUCAGUUUCCUUCCCCGUAAGAUGGGCUGACACCACCUAUCUCAUAGGGGUGUUGUGAGGAGUUCCCUCGAGGGGCAGUCAGCACAGGGCCCGGCACUGCCGUACUCAAAUAAACGGGCUGCUGGCAGCCAGGCCCACACACACAUCA